AUGCAGCAUAUUUCAGAACUCGAGUCACGUCUUGAUCAAUUGGUUUCUGAGAAUCGUUUAUUGGCUGCAGCCAAGGAGGAAGCUGAACACAAGCUAUCCCGUUCUGGUGUUGCGCGCCGCAAGAGCGAUCAAGCUCUUAAUAGCAGCAAUGCCGACCUACGCGAUAAAGAAGCCGAGAUUUCACGAUUGACUAGCUCAUUAGAAUGGAUGCAGAGCGAGGUGCAGCGAUUGACGCAAGAGAACGAAUCGCUGAGUGCCACUCAUACAGAGUUAACUGCGUCGCAUGCACGUGAAGUCGACAAUUUACGGACACGCCAGGUACAGCUUGCGACAGGCAUGGAAGGCAUUGUCCGCGAACAGAUAUCUGCUGCGUUGGCCGAGAAAGACGCCGAGCUUCGGCGCCUACGCGAUGAGCUCGCUGCUGCCCGCCAGACAGUUCAAGAAUUACAGCAGCAAAUUGUCGCAGCAACCGCAGAUGAUGUGCUUUCGGUUCGAGACGAAGAUUAUUUUGAUAAUGCUUGCCAACGCCUAUGUCAACAUGUACAGCAAUGGGUCUUGAGGUUCUCGAAACACUCUGAUCUACGCCGCUGUCGUCCAUUGGCCGAGGUGCGCGAUUCCAAGAUCGCAGACCGGUUCGAAAAUGCCAUCUUGGAUGGGUCAGAUGUUGACAUCAUCCUAGCCGAUCGUGUAAGACGACGUGAUAUAUUUGUGGCUGUUGUGAUGGCUAUGAUUUGGGAAUAUAUCUUCACCAGAUAUCUUUUCGGCAUGGAUCGUGAGCAGCGCCAGAAGCUCAAGGCCCUUGAAAAGCAACUGUCAGAAAUUGGACCUCGACCCGCCGUCGCUCAUUGGCGUGCAUUGACUUUAACCCUACUUGCAAAACGGCCAUCUUUUGCGGAGCAGCGAGUUAGAGACACAGAGGCUGUCGCUCUUGAAAUCAUGGGAACCCUAUCACAGCUUCUGCCGCCUCCGCAAACGGCUGAAAGCCAACUUCUCGAAUCAUUGCGUGGAGUCUUGCGGCGCGCAGGCAACCUUUCGAUCGAGAUGCGAACUCAACGUGCCGAGUACAUAAUGUUACCGCCCCUACAACCUGAAUAUGAUAUACAGGGCGAUCUUGCUCGCCAAGUGGUCUUCAAUGCAUCGCUCAUGAAUGAACGCAGUGGAGCUUACACUUCCAACGAGCCCCUGGAGGCGCAAGGUGUGGCUGUGCGACUCGUCCUCUUCCCACUAGUCGUUAAAAAGGGCAACGAUUCUGGAGAUGGCGAUGAUGAAAUUGUUGUCUGUCCAGCCCAGGUACUUGUCGCUCGACCAGAAGGCGAUAAGACACGCGAAAGAGAUCGCAUGUCUGUUAUUGGGAACCGGUCCGUGUCAAGCGUGGUGCCUUCUAUUAACAUGGAAAAUAUGAUCUGA
Messenger RNA from Talaromyces proteolyticus, 1407 nucleotides. RefSeq lists its product as uncharacterized. The transcript has a single exon. The record is from RefSeq and is a predicted model, not a curated record. NCBI's taxonomy places the organism in Eukaryota, Fungi, Ascomycota, Eurotiomycetes, Eurotiales, Trichocomaceae. The coding region runs from base 1 to 1407 and encodes 468 amino acids.